Molecule: messenger RNA, 1076 nt
Organism: Peromyscus californicus insignis
Lineage: Eukaryota; Metazoa; Chordata; Mammalia; Rodentia; Cricetidae
Gene: Isg20
Product: interferon stimulated exonuclease gene 20
Exons: 4
Coding region: 409-960 (183 amino acids)
Biological process (GO): defense response to virus; DNA catabolic process; negative regulation of viral genome replication
Cellular component (GO): nucleus
Molecular function (GO): nucleic acid binding; exonuclease activity
Source: RefSeq, a predicted model, not a curated record
AGCCAGCCCUGACCCAGCCUGCCAGGCCCCCCACCGGCUAGCCUUGAGGUGAUGGAGUAGCCCAGCCUCCACGGCCGGUCCCCACUCCCCACCUUUCCGUGAUGACAAACCAGAAACUGAAACUGAAACAGGCUCUCGUUAGAGAUGAGUCACCCUGGCACAGCCGGCCCUGACUCAGUCCGGUCCCCCACCUGCUGGCCUUGAGAUGGAGUAGCCCAGCCUCCACGGCCUGCCCCUCUCCCCAACUUCCCCUGAUAACAAACCAGAAACUGAAACUAAAACAAGCUCAAGUUAGAGAUGAGUCACUUCCCAAAGUGACGGCAGUCAGUCGCUGAGAAGUGACACCAGACAGACAGACAAGAACCCGGGGCACUGAAGCAGACAGGACGUUGAGGGUCGCCAAGGAGCAUGGCAGGCAGUCCCGAGGUGGUGGCCAUGGACUGCGAGAUGGUGGGUAUAGGACCUCUAAGGGUGAGCGGCCUUGCCCGCUGCAGCAUCGUGAACCUCUAUGGCACAGUCCUGUAUGACAAGUACAUCCGGCCCGAGGGAGAGAUCACAGAUUAUAGAACCCGAGUCAGCGGGAUCACACCUCAGCACAUGGUGAGGGCGACACCAUUUGGCGAAGCCAGGCUAGAGAUCCUGCAGCUCCUGAAAGGCAAGCUGGUGGUGGGCCACGACCUGAAACAUGACUUCGACGCCUUGAAGGAGGACAUGAGCAAGUACACCAUCUAUGACACCUCCACAGACAGGCUGCUCUGGCAUGAGGCCAGGCUGGACCAUUACGAGCGCGUGUCCCUGCGGGUGCUGACUGAGCGCCUGCUACACAAGACCAUCCAGAACAACCGUCAGGGCCACAGCUCUGUGGAAGAUGCCAGGGCCACAAUGGAGCUCUACAGAAUCUCUCAGCGACUCAGAGCCAGAGCCCAACAAGGGCUGUCCCGCCUGGGGGCGUCAUACUGAAGGUCAUCCUUGUCCAGGGACCAGAGGCUUCCACUCCUCAAGGACAGUAGUUUUCCACAGAUGAGACCCCGCUUCUAACGACAGCAGCCAACAGCAACAAGAAAAGCAAAACCAGA